Messenger RNA from Schistosoma curassoni, 4107 nucleotides. NCBI's taxonomy places the organism in Eukaryota, Metazoa, Platyhelminthes, Trematoda, Strigeidida, Schistosomatidae. The record is from the annotation of a GenBank genome assembly.
AACGUGACAAUUUAUCGAAACAAGUGAGUACUGUCCACGUUUUUUUUUACCAAAUAUACAAAUUUGUGUUUAGUAUUUGCAGUAAAACAAUCGUAACUUGUACUUUUUUAAACACUUAUUUUUAGUAUCCCUUAAAUGCCUUGGUGCAGCCGAGGGUGGGAAAAGUCCUAUCUCCUCGAAACGCACUCACAUGGCCACGCGUAUACAGUCACUGCUAGGGAAAUCCUACUCACUGCCUUCUCGUGGCAGGGUUGUUGCUUAACGAAAUUGAGAGGACGAGAAGUGAAUGUGCUGUGCUCUAACCGAGUUGGUUUAUAUGGAGGGUCUAGGUAGGGGAGUUGGGAAACCCUGAUUCCAAACCAAUGGUUUGGAUGAGCCUCAGGAUCUUGAGGGAAUGGAUUGCGCAUGAACGUAUUGUUGGUCAACGGCUACCAUGAGACUGCAUCUCCUAACGUUUCUCCACCAACUUGUUGAUUAGAUCUUUAAGUGAAAAGCUUGAUUAGUGGUCCUCCCAGAAAAAGACGUACUUCGGUUUUGUCUCCUGAGCAAUAUUCCAGCCCUCACACAAAUCGAAUGAUGAGGUGUGGCGGAUAUAUAUAUGUAUUUAAUGCUUCCUUAUACCGGUGUUUGUUUAAAUAAAAAUAAAUAAUACGCGUGUUAUCCCUCAUUGAGAGGCAUAGACCUCCCAUCAGUAUUCUCCAUCCAACACUGUCCUGGGCAAUCCUUUUGAAUUGUUUCCAAGUGCCGUUCUUUCUUUUCAUGUCUCCUUCGAAUAAUCGACUCUGUAUGUUCUUUGGUUUUUCUCUCCUCCGUUUUCCUUGAAGAUUCCAACUUAGUGCUUGCUUCGUGAUGCAGUUUGAUGAUUUGCGUAAUAUAUUUCCCACCCACCACUUCCAACGUCUUUUCCUAAUUCCGUCGUCAGUUCGAAGCUGGUUUGUUUUCUCACAGUAGGUUGUUGCUGAUGGUAUGAGUUCAACAGACAUUCGGUAUCUUUUUUAACUGUAGGAAUACUGUCCUUGCUUUGUCAAUCCUCGCCUUUACGUUUACAUGGCAUUUUAGAUCACAGCAUCGUUGUCUAAUCAAAGAAAGUAAAUAUUAACUAGUGUGAGAACUUUAGAGGUAUCAAUCUGUCAGCACCAGGAAAAGUUUUCAACGAUUUUGAAGCGGAUGGAAGAUUCAGUAGAUGCUUAACUUGGAUUCUGUAUGGAUUAGGUUUGUACAGACCGAAUCUCGACUUUGCUUAUCACUGUUGAACAAUCACGGAUAGAAUUCGUCACUGUACAUCAACCUCCUUGAUCAUGAGCAAGCAUUCUUUGACACUAUUGUUUACCCUAGGGGAUCAUCAACAUCAUCCUGAAUUCAUACGACGGAGUACACUGCAAAUUCGUGCAUGGAGGACAGCUGACAUUCAUUACAAGUGAGGACUCGAGUCAGACGAGACUACUUAAUUCUCCCCUUUAUCUUUCUUCUGGUGGUUGGUUAGGUUAUGAAGACCUCGAUUUCCGAGGGGAAAUACGGAAUACACUGGAUAGCGUGGAUGUAACUAGAUGAUUCGGACUUUGCAGAUGACGUAGUUCUUCUAUUCAAUACGUAGCAACAAAUGAAGGUGAAGAUAGCCAGUGUAGCAGCAGCCUGUUUGCAACUAAUUCGUGAUACACACACAUGCACAAUUGAUUCAAGCAACUCUCGUCAAAUUCCAUGUUGUGAUAAACAUUUGAAAAUACUGUCUAUUAAACACAGUCAUUUCUGUAUUUUUAUCAAUCCAACUGAAGAAAGAGAGCUGACAGGAGAUACAGAACAGACAACUUCAUCAAAACAAAUACAAACUGAUGAAUUCGAACAUUUAUACGAUCAUUUUGUCAAUGGUACAUUAUUGUUAUUUAGUAAUCAAUCAUUUGAAAUGAAUCAAACUACAGAUUGUAAACAAUUACUUGGACUUCAUAAUUUAUUUAGUGAAUUAGUAGAAACAAAGCAAUCGAAAUCAUCACCAUUUUCUAUUGCACGUAACAUUAGCAUAUGGUUAAGUCAUCAACAUUUAAUCAUUUUUGGAUUUAUUCCUUAUACUGUUACUAUUAUAUUUAAUGUCUUAUUAAUUCAUUACUUGAGAUCAUUACCAUGGUUUCAUCCAAAACAAAAAUGUGGUAAUAAAGUAUGUUUUAAAAAGAAUACAAAAUAUAAUCCAAAAAUAUUAAUGAGUUUAAACAAAUGUUGUAUGUCCAUGUUUCAACGAUCUGGCAAAUGUAAAUCUAAAAAAGAAGAAAAAAUAAAAUCAUAUGAUCAUCAAAUUAAUAUUGAGCAAUCAUUAAUUCCAUGUAAAUGUAUAUUACAUUCAGAGAAUAAUCCAGUUAUUAUUGGUACAACAUGUUCACAUUCAUUAAAUAAACGUAAACAAAUUCAUAAAUUUGUUAAAAUGUUUGAUAACAAUAAUCAUAAUCAGAAUAUAAUUACUAUGUAUUGUCCAAUAUCUAAUCAUCAUGUGAUAUCAUCAUGUAUUGGACCGCAUACAUGGGAUGGUACAUUAAACAAUUAUAAUGAUAAUAACAAUAAUAAUAAUAAAAUGAAAUUAAAACAUUUUCAAUCUUCAACUCUAAAUGAAACACCUUCAAAUAAUUCAAGGUAUUCAUCUUGUGUUUCAAUAAAAUUGGAUAAUUCACAAAUUCGUCUAUGUUCUCAGCAUUUUGAUGAUGAUGAUGAUAAUGUUGAUAAUGAUGGAUGUCGAAAUCGUGAUGAAAAUAUUAAUAGUGUGCAUUAUUAUUCACAAUCCAAAAAUGGUUGUAAUUCAUUGUCUAAUAGACAAAAUACUGAUAUACAUAUUUUACUACAUAAAUACAGAUCAAAUUCAGUUAAAACAGGAUGGUUUGUUGGUCAAAGACGUACAACUAUUUUAUUAUUAGUUGUAACAUUUACUUUUGUAGGAUUAACAUUGCCAUAUUUAAUUUACGUUGAAUUAAAACAAUUCAACGUAGUAGAUCUUACAAAAGCUGAAAAUUAUCGUCCUGAACAUAUGGUGGAAGAAUUAUGUCGUUUUUUAUUCUUUAUUAAUAAUGGUUUAACAUUUUUUAUUUAUAUGACUGGACGUCAAUUUCGUAAAGGAUUUUAUCGACUUAUUCAUCGUUUUAAAUAUUAUUUACGUUCAUCAAUGUGUCCAAAUGUUGAAAGAGAAAAUAAAUGGUAUUCACAUCCACCAAAUAAAAAUCAUACAUUUAAAUUAAUAAAACCAAGUAAACAUUAUACUUUUCAUCGACAUUCUGAUCAACAUUAUUAUCAUUCAUAUCAAAUGAAAACUAUACAACAACAACAACAACCGCCUGAACACUAACACUGACAACAAUAGUAAUGUCUACCAAAUAACAAGAUUAUUUAGCAUAAUCAUUUAGAAAAAAUUCAUAGUGAAUAUAAUCCUCGAAAAUCCAUUUUGAUAACGCAAUAAAACUCCAUAAUCCAAAUAAAAAGUGAUAUUUAAACAGCUGGAAGAACGAACUUAGUGAAAUAAUCUGAAAUUUCAAAGAAUUCGACCGCAUUUAUUAUCAAUAUUCUUAUUUUUACGCAUUUAAGAAUAUCGAUAAAAUGAUAAUAAACCUUGGAAUCCAAUCAAAAGAAUAUUUCUGGUUUAAAUGAAAUGAUAACAUUGUCUUUUAAAUAACAAAUGUAAUCUGUGUAGUCUUUUUCAGUAUAACAAUUUCAAAGAAUCCUUUUUUUCUAAAAAAAAAAAAGAAGUACUGAGACAAGUUAUUCUGGGUUAUAGAAUAAUAGUGUUCUUAGAAUUGUGAUUCUGUGAGUUGGUUGGCUUUAUUGUGGUCCUUUCAUUUUCGUUAUAGACAACAUCCUCUACACCUAAUCCAAGUAAAAAAAAUGAGCAUCGUAAUUAUUUCAAAAACGUAUCAUGCUUAUAUUUUCGAUUAGUUUUGCUUACAACUACAAAUUCUCAUUAUUUCAAGUGAUUUGUGUGUUUUCUUAUCGAUCAAAGUGAUUCCAUUGGAUAAACAUAUCUUUCUAAUAUAUAAACUUUCUAAUUAUUGACACGAGGAAUAUACAGUGUUUUAAAGUGAUCGAACUUUGCCCACUGUAAACAACCUGGUUUAAAAGAUGAAAUAAAUAAAUGUAAAC